CGUAUUUAUACAAAACCGGGUUGUCUCUGUUUAUUCGAGCUGUGGUUCGUGCGAGCAGUGGCUGCGGUUACGGUAAACGAAACACAAAAAGAUUCCUCCGCGUGUAUAAAUGUUGGAAGACGUAAAGUGCGGUCGAACAUCGCAUUGAUUUCCGUCAAGAGUCUUCAAAAGUCCGUAAAUCUGGCGACUGAAAUUAGAUACAGACUUGGAAUGCGACACAUCUUGAAAAAGUUUAUCAUACAUACGUCUUCAGAUCAUUUUUCAGAGGGAGCGAUCGACAUUUAGUUGUUUCGUUUUUUGUAUUUUUUUUUCUUCAAUUUUCUGUUGUUAUUGAGUGAUUCGAAGUGUGUUUGAAUUGUUUUUUUGAGUCGGCAAAUUCAUUCAGAAAGUGUUCUUUUUCUACAAUUCUGCAACCGGAUAUCGAAAUGGAUUCAAUCAACAAGAGGAACGGCAACAAUGACGAACCGAAAGGCGCCCAAGCACCCAAAAGGGCUCCUUUGAGGCAGUUCGCCCCCUUGAUGGUGGCCAUGGUGGGGCUGCCAGGGCGGGGGAAGAGUCUCAUGGCCAAGCGGCUGUCCCGCUAUCUCAACUACACCGGGGACGUAUGCAAAGUGUAUGACAUUAGUGACUACCGUCGCAAACACAUCAAAACCUACGCCUCACAUGAGAUUUUUCGUGCCGAUAAUCUCCCAGCUUGGCGUAUCCGCCAACAAAGCUUUCGGGAAGCUUUAGAAGAGGCAGCUUCCUGGUUACAAGAACCCAACCAUCAUGUGGCGAUUUUAGACGGCCCUAAUGUCUCGCGGGCACAAAGGGAGGAAAUUUAUGAUUUGGUCUACUGUCAGUUGGGAUUCCGGGUCAUGUUUAUCGAGUGUGUUUGCGAAGACCCGGUCUUACUCGAACGCAAUUUCAAAGAAAUCCUCCAAUACAGUGCCGACUACUGCGACAUGGCCACCGAAGAAGCCCUCAAAGACCUAACCCAAAAAAUGGCCCACUACAAAGCGCAAUACGAAAGCCCAUCAUUGGGAAGCCACUGGGAACUACCCUGUCCCAUGAUCAAAGUCCUGGAUAGUGGCGAAGGAGGCGUAGUCGCCCAUGGAGUAGUCGGAACAAAAGAAAGCAAAAUUCUAGGCUACAUCUCAACCCCCAAACCCAUCCAACAAACGUUAUAUUUCAGUCGGCACGGCGAAAGCGAAUUCAACGUCCUUGGAAAAAUCGGAGGUGACGCCCCUUUAUCACCAAGGGGGCGCAUGUACGCCCAAUCCUUGGCCAAACACAUCCAAGCCCUAAACCUCCCCUCGUUGCAAGUGUGGACGUCGACACUCCAAAGGACCAAAGCCACCAGUGCUCACAUCAACGCCCCCAAACAACACCUGCCCGAACUGGACGAGAUCUACUCGGGCGACUGCGAGAAUUUGACUUAUGAGGAGCUGCAGGAGCGUUUUCCGCGCGAAUUGGCCCGCCGAGACCACGAGAAGCUCAAAUACCGUUACCCCCAGGGGGAGUCCUAUUUGGACGUGAUGCGAAGAGUUGUCCCAGUGCUGAAUCAACUCGAAUGCGAAUCGAACGUGCUCACGAUUUCACACCAGGCCGUGCUGCGCUGCAUUUUGGCCUAUUUCCUGGACACCCCCAUCGAGGAGGUGCCCUACAUCCACGUGCCCCUCCACACAAUAAUCAAGAUAACUUUGCAAGGCUAUAACUACAACAUGGAGACGGUCAAAAUGCCGAUCGAUUGCGUCGACACAAACAGGGCCAAGCCCUUGAACUGCUCCGAGGGACGCACGCGGGAAGAGGCCCUUAAGACGCUCCCGGCCCACUACGAUUCCGUUGCCAGUCUCAAUCUCACCUACUGUACUUAGUUAUUCGUUCGGGAUGGCUUAUUUUACAUUGUUUUAAAUGUUUUAGCUUGAAUAUUUAGUGUUUUGUGUAGCUGAGGAACAUUUGCUGGACGAUAGCAAUAAUUGGAUGUAUAGUAUUUAACUGUGAUUUUAUAGUGCAUUUUUUAUUUUUUCCAAAUGUUAACCAUAGAUUUGUUUCACAAAUAAAUCAUACAAGUUA
Molecule: messenger RNA, 2055 nt
Organism: Tribolium castaneum (red flour beetle)
Lineage: Eukaryota; Metazoa; Arthropoda; Insecta; Coleoptera; Tenebrionidae
Product: 6-phosphofructo-2-kinase/fructose-2,6-bisphosphatase
Exons: 6
Coding region: 426-1856 (476 amino acids)
Biological process (GO): fructose metabolic process; fructose 2,6-bisphosphate metabolic process
Cellular component (GO): cytosol
Molecular function (GO): 6-phosphofructo-2-kinase activity; ATP binding; fructose-2,6-bisphosphate 2-phosphatase activity
Source: RefSeq, a predicted model, not a curated record